UUCAGCACAAGUUUCCGAACCGGUGACGGAACAGGCAGGGAGAGAGCAGGUCCCAGCCUGCUGCUUCAGAGGCUGCUCCAUCCUGGAAGCUCCGUGGACCGCUCCGCAGGUUGUGCUCCCGUGAAGAAGCUGCUCACCCACAAACAGGCACAAGUCUACAUUGCUGUGGAUCAAAACUUCAUCCAGCUGCAACAGGAUGUUUAAAAAAGUCACCGAAUCCAUAGUGAAACAGAUGGAUCCAGAUGGAGACCUGGUGCCAGUUCGCAGCAUGUUGGACCAUGAACAUUUCAGACCCCUGUGCCUAGUGAGAAGGAAAAAACAAACCACAUUCCAGAGGUAUCCCCGCUACAAACAGACGUGGUACAGACUGGAGGACGUGCUGCUGCCUGGACAGGAUGGUAACACCUCAGAGCCUCUCAUUCCCAGUGGAGGUGAACAAGAUGCAAGGCAAUUUCUAAUCAAAAAGACUGGCACUGACAGAAUUGAUGGGAGUCUCAUCCUUCCCAUUGACCCCACAAGAGGAGAGCUGACAGGAGCUGCCUCCUUGGCCAACGAGUGGUCCAUCAAGCUCAAGAAGAACCACAUACCACCAACAAAACUCGAGGCACUGAAAACAGAAAGGAAAAUUAAUACAAAUCAUGCCUUCAUUCAGCAACUACAGAAAACAGGCCAGAAACUGUACGUGGUUCAUGAGACCAUAGAAACCAUGGAGGAGGCCAGCUAUCAGGAAACCUCUGACGCAGAGGGGAAAUUCAUGGCCCAGUUUUACGUCAAGUUCUGUGCCAAGGGCACCAGAAAGAACAUACAGAGCAUAACCAUACCCAAAGGCUGCACCCUGGCCUUCAGGGCAUUCCAGCUGGCCAUUUCAGAUGCAUGGUGGGGUCUUCAUUAUUUCCCAGAAGAAUUUAGAUGCAGUCUUCAAUCUGAUGAUUUGGGCUCGUUCUGCUUUUCAGAUGUCCUGGAAGGAACAUUGGGAGCAUUGGAGGCAGAAGUUAAAAGGAAUUGUCACAUUCUCUCCACGUUGUCUUCUCAGCUGUCCAGCAUCUUAUUAACAGCCAUCAAAGCUGUGAUGGGAGAUAGGAAUCUCUUCCAAGAACUGAGCCACAAGAUGGAAGCAGUUCUUGAUGAAGGUGACAGUGACGAGCUGAAAACAGAGAGCGCAGCCUUAAAAGACCUGCUGAGGCUCUUGCAGCAAUCCUCAGCACACACUCUCCUCCACAUGGCAGCAGCCAUCACCUACACUCUUGAUGCUUUAGAAGAGCUCAGUGAGGAUCAGCUCCUGCUGCUGCUGGAGUCCUUGGAAAACAAGAUCGUGUCCCAACAGCUUAAGCUGGUUGAGAGCAUCUUGAAACAGAGAGAACAUGGGAAUGGGUUCAGCGCAGACCCCAGCUUGCUCUCCUUCUCCCAAGAGAGGGACCACCAAGUAACCAUUGCAAUGCUGGAGAUGAGUGGGGUGAAGCUCCAUGAGGACGGAUCCGCUGCUGGCACAAAUGAAGCCUUCUCAGCCACAGGAGCCUUGUAUGUGUCCCUGUACGUCCUCAGUCUUCUGAGCAAGCCCCAUUAGGUUACACAGCCCUCCCAUGCGGGAUGAUUUAAACAGAAUCACUUAACAAGGUAUCUGAAAGUCUCUUAGCACAAGGCAGCUUCUUUCUCCAAGCUUCAUCCCUGCACACGUGAGGCUCUCGCACUGCUUUGAAGUGAGUGGCAAAGGAAAAAAGCCCCAUCCCUGGCAGUGCUCAAGGCCAGGUUGGACACAGGGCUUGGAGCAGCUGCUCCAGUGGAAGGGGUCCCUGAAGGAGCUUUGGGGUCCUUUCCAACUCCAACCACCAAUGACUCUAGAAGCAAACUUAAGGCAAGAAAACUCCUUAUGGAAGCCAGAUCCCAAACCUGCGUUUUCCUUCCUCCCACCCGAAUCCCAACCACAAACCCCACCAGCCCAAAUGAGCACCCACCACUUGGUUGAGCUUGACACGACCUUGGGCUUCCUCAGCACCCCAGAGCACUGCCACUGAUGCUCAUGCAUCCAGGUGCACCCCAGCAAUCCCUCCCCAGUACCCCCCAGCUCAAGGGGGAUCCCAGAGCAGUUUAUGGGUGCAGCCCCAGCAGCAAGGAGCAAGCUUCAGAUCUACAUUGCAAAGGCUUUGACGGCUGCUUUAUGAAUAAAGCUCUUUACUGACCAA
Molecule: messenger RNA, 2180 nt
Organism: Melopsittacus undulatus (budgerigar)
Lineage: Eukaryota; Metazoa; Chordata; Aves; Psittaciformes; Psittaculidae
Product: gasdermin-A2-like
Exons: 10
Coding region: 197-1564 (455 amino acids)
Biological process (GO): defense response to bacterium; pyroptotic inflammatory response
Molecular function (GO): phosphatidylinositol-4-phosphate binding; phosphatidylserine binding; phosphatidylinositol-4,5-bisphosphate binding
Source: RefSeq, a predicted model, not a curated record